AUGGCUUCGUUCCAGGGCUUCUCCGGGAGCUUCAAGCUGUCCAAGGCAGAGGCUGAAGACAUGUCCUCAUCCGACUCGGACAACGACUCGGACGAGUUCCAGCUCCCCUCGACCGAUCCCAACGCUGACGAAUUCGCCGAUUACAACCCGCGCAAAAGGCGCAGGACCGGCCGCGACGCCAAAGAGAGCGCUGCUCUGGGAAUUUUCGGAUCGGAAAGCGAAGACGACCGCGGUCCCCGUCGCUGGAAGAAGAAGACCCUGCGCAACAAGGGCGUGAGCUUUGUUUCGGGCGGGCAACAGGCAGCCACCGGCUCAGACCAAGAAAACGAAGACGAUGAGGAGAGCGAAGAGGAUGGCAAGUUUUACGCGCCGGGCCUCGGAGCCUAUCCACAAGACAAAGAUGAACUAGACGAUGAGGACGAAGAGGAAAGCACUCGUGGCGUCGGCUUGGGCUUUAGCAGCUCGGCAGCCCAGGGCUUGGGUGCUGCGCCGUCCGCGCAACGGCAGCUCUUCGCGAACUUUACCCGUCCGAAUAGUAGUAAACCUGCUUUCAGCAAGUCGAAAAAGCCAAAGUAUGACGCAAACAAUCCCCUCGGACGGGGGUUCAUGCCUUCGUCAGCCAACGAGCCCGUUCUCAAAGUCACCGAGGACCAAGACGAUGCGCCCAAGGUCGCCCGUCCCUCCGCGUUUUCGUCUUCGGCCGCGAAGAAGGGCAAGACCAAGGUCAACCCGAACUCCUUCGGCGCCCGGAUGAUGGCCAAGAUGGGAUACGUCGCGGGAGAAGGUCUUGGUAAGGAAGGGCAGGGUCGCAACAUCGUUAUCGAGGCGAAUCUUCGACCACAGGGCGCCGGUCUCGGCGCGGUCAAAGAGAAGAGCGAACAGGAGAAGCAGGAAGAGAAGCGACAAGCGCGCUUGCGAGGAGAGGUCGUCAUCGACUCGGACGAGGAGGAGAAGAAGCGGAAAGCAGCGCGGUGGAAGAAGGCUCUGGCUGGUGGCGUCGGCAGCGGCGGGGUCAGCAGCGGCACGAGUACCCCGAAGCGACAGAAGGCCAAGUACAUGACGAUGGACGAAGUAAAGAAGGCGGCCCCGGGACUCAACAUUCCCGACGCUUUCACGCCCAUCCUGGAUCUCACUGGCCCCGGCAAGAAGAUGCUGACCUCCUCCUCGGGCCUGAUGACACCGACAAGCGGCACCCCUACUUCAGAGUCGACGGAACAGGCCGAGUCGCGCAAGCUAGCGAGGCGUGCACAAAACGAUUUCUUGGCCAUCCUGGAGGAGUGGCAAAGCUUGCAGAACCGCAAAGCGUAUGCCGACCUCCAGAUGCAGCAAGAGAAGCAGGAGCUCGAAGAGCUGGAGCUUGCUCUUAACGGGCACCAAUCUACCGUCAACGCCUUCAAAGAGUUGACCAUACAAGACGGGGAACAAGGCUGGGAAGAGCGCUGGAACAAGGCUCUAUCGCAGCUCCGGACGGUGCUGGACUCGGUGCCAGAGGACUCGAUCCACGCCAUGAGGGACGAACUCCCCAUCAUCACAGUCGCAGCGCUUCAUCCGCUCUUCAAGGAAGCUAUGCAGACAUGGGAGCCUCUGGAGGACCCUAAACCUCGCUUGGUGGAAGACCUGGUCUCUAUCAAGCAGUUCCUGGGAUUGCAAGAUGGUGUCAAAUCUCACCGCAAGUCAAUCGCAACGCCGUACGAGACGAUGAUGUACAAAAUCUGGCUACCACAUGUUGCACGAGCGGUCAGAGAGUGGAAUGUUCGUGAGGUGGAUCAGCUUCUUGUUCUGUUCGAGGCCUGGCAGGGCUUGCUCCCUGAGUUCGUUCGAGGACAACUCCUGGAGCAGGACAUUCUGCGCAAGCUUGAUGACGCUCUUGCGAAAUGGGAGCCGAAGCGGAAGAAGCAUCACAAUCUACCCCAUCUGUGGCUCUUCCCCUGGCUUCAGUAUCUACCUACAUAUCACCUGGACCCCAAGAGCUCCACCGGUCUCGUGGCCGAGGUAAAGAGGAAGUUCAGGCAGCUGAUCGAUGUCUGGGAGUUCUACCGUGGCGUCAUCCCCGGCCUGAAGCAGUGGAAGGAAGUCCUGCGACCGAGCAGAGAUAAUGACCAAUGGCGCCCACUGGUCAUGAACAACAUUUUACCUAGCAUGGCCCGUUACGUCAAGGCGCAGUUUCAGGUCGAUGCUCGUGACCAAGAGCCGUUUCUGGAGGUGCUGACCGGGGAGUGGCAGUGGCUCGAGCUCAUGAGUCCCAGCAUGAUCGGGGAGGUCAUGGUGGCGGAGAUGUUUCCCAUGUGGCAUGAGGCCCUGUACCGCAUGCUCACUGCCGAAAAUCCCAACUACGACGAGAUUAUCCAGUGGUACUCGUGGUGGGUCGAAGAGGUCUUCCCCGAGGAGCUGCGAUCUCUCCCCUCCAUUUCCGCCGAGUUCGAAAAGGGUACUGUCCUCAUCAACGAAGCUCUGGACCUCGGUUCCCGCGCCCGAUCCGAGCUCGAGCACCCGCAGAAAGGACCUGCGCUGGGCACGAAAACCGAGCGCGAGAGCCGCAGCAAGGGCCACUCUUCUUCCUCCCACGGCCAGCACCGCCGGCAUCACCACCACGAGCAGCAGCCAGCGGCCAAGACAGCUACGCAUUCCAAGGACGAGCCGGAGGAGAUGUCGAUCCGGCACUUUGUGGAGGAGUGGUGCGAGAACAACGACCUGCAGUUCAUCCCCGAGCGCAAAAAGGUGCACGAGCAGGGCCCGCUGUACAGGAUCACGUCGCGCGGCGACGGCAGGGGAGGCGUGCUUACGUAUUUCAAGGGCAUCCGGCUCUACGCUGAGACGAAGAAGGGCCCCCUAGAGAUAAGGGUGGACAGGGAGGAGGAUUGGAUGCGGCUGUUGGAGUUGGCGCAGUGA
This is a messenger RNA of Thyridium curvatum, 2889 nucleotides long. RefSeq lists its product as uncharacterized. The transcript has a single exon. Gene Ontology annotation, cellular component: U2-type post-mRNA release spliceosomal complex. The record is from RefSeq and is a predicted model, not a curated record. NCBI's taxonomy places the organism in Eukaryota, Fungi, Ascomycota, Sordariomycetes, Thyridiales, Thyridiaceae. The coding region runs from base 1 to 2889 and encodes 962 amino acids. Gene Ontology annotation, molecular function: nucleic acid binding. Gene Ontology annotation, biological process: spliceosomal complex disassembly.